This is a messenger RNA of Penicillium maclennaniae, 2112 nucleotides long. RefSeq names its product rRNA-processing protein MPP10. The record is from RefSeq and is a predicted model, not a curated record. NCBI's taxonomy places the organism in Eukaryota, Fungi, Ascomycota, Eurotiomycetes, Eurotiales, Aspergillaceae. Gene Ontology annotation, biological process: rRNA processing. The transcript has a single exon. Gene Ontology annotation, cellular component: sno(s)RNA-containing ribonucleoprotein complex; nucleus; Mpp10 complex. The coding region runs from base 1 to 2112 and encodes 703 amino acids.
AUGGCGAAAAGAAAGGCCGCCCAGGCCUCGCCGACUCUACCUUUGGCAUUGUCUACCCCUUGGACUUUCCUUCGGCCCACCGACGACCUCUAUAACCUCGUUGCAGACUCUGCAAAACGGAUUCUUGACCCGCUUGCUGCCUCCGUCUUCGAGGAGCAAUCCGCCCGCCGACAAGCCAACAAGAAGCGCAAGAGAUCUGAGAUUGGCCUUGAUGCGCAUCCGUCCCUGCAGCUGAAAAACCUCUACGUGGAUGGUUUUACCUCGAACCAAAUAUGGGAACAGGCGAUCAGGAUUCUCGACUCCGCUGGCAGUGAAGUCGAGCGCGAUGUUGCGUUACUCGCAGAGCAUCGCGGGUAUAUAUCUUCAGGCGAUGAGGAGCUGUCGGACUCAUUGGAUGUCUCCGACGCCGAGGGUACCGGGUCCGAAAGUGACGACACCGACAGUAUCUUGAACGAUUUAUCCGAGAACGCAAGCGAAAAUGAUCUUGACAAUGAGAUGGACAACAACCUCGAUAGCGCAGAUCAGGAGGACUCUGAAGCCAUAAGUGACAUCGACCAAGAAAUGAGCGAUGAUGUCGCUUCAGUGCAUUCAACCGAGGAAGACCCUGGUACCUACGUCGAGGAUAGGUUCGGGUUGAACGACGGGUUUUUCUCAAUCGAUGACUUCAACAAACAAUCUGAGCAGCUGGAAAGACAAGAUGCGAAAGGUGGUGCCGAUGACGACGACGAUGAUGACAGCGAUGAGGAAGUGGAUUGGCAUGCAAAUCCGCUCCUUGCCGGAUCCGCCAUGCCUAUUGCCAAACAGAAGAAAGAAGGGCGACCGGAUAAUGACGAUGACAUGGAUGACAGUAGUGAAGAGGACGGACCGACAUUCGGCAAUGUCGAUGUAAAGGGCGGCUUCGACUCUGAUGAGGAUGAUGAGGAUAUCUCGCAUGCUGGGGAUGCAGACGUUUCCGGCUGGAUUGAUACAAGCGAUAUCAAAUACGCCGAUUUCUUCGCGCCACCACCCCGAAAGGCAUCUUCAAAGAAGGCGCGCGCACUCCCCAAGACACAACCCGCCAAACCAAUCAUGGAUGAAGAUGUGGACCGCGCGAUGGCUGAUGUCCGGCGUGAUCUGUUUGACGAGUCUGAUGAAGAGGAGGAGGAGAAGGAGGGUGACGAAGUGAACAAUUCGGGCGAUGCACAGAGUCAAAGAUCUACCCAUGAGAAACAGAGAGCCCGAAUUGCGGAUGAGAUACGACGCCUGGAAGCGGCCAACGUCGCCAAGAAAGACUGGACGCUCGCCGGUGAAGCUCGAGCGGUCGAGAGACCUAUCAAUUCUCUCAUUGAAGAGGAUCUUGACUUUGAAAGAGUUGGCAAGCCAGUUCCCGUGGCCACGAAUGAAACCACAGAGGAUAUUGAAAAGCUCGUCAAAGCACGCGUUCUUGCCAAGGAGUUUGACGAAGUGAUCCGGCGUCGACCAGGCGCUUCUGAUGCCCAGGCCCCGCGAAAGAGCCGGUUCGAGUUGGAGGACACCAAGCCUCAGCAGAGUUUGGCCGAAAUGUACGAAACCGACCAUUUACGCGCUACAGACCCGAGCUACGUCGAUUCAAAAGACCGCAAAUUGAUGCGUGAGCAUGCAGAGAUCGAUAGUCUCUGGAAAGAAAUCAGUUCGCAGCUCGAUACUCUCUGCAACUGGCACUACAAGCCCAGGGUGCCCCAGGCAAGCAUCAACGUUGUUGCCGAUGCCCCAACCAUCAUGAUGGAAGAGGCGCGCCCUACGGCUGGCAGCGCGGCCGGUGGACCGUCGGCACUUGCACCCCAGGAGAUUUACGCACCCGGUGAUGACGGUCGAGUCGCGGGAGAGGUGGUUCUCAAGACUGGCGCCACCAUUUCCAAGGACGAGAUGACCCGUGAGGACAAGGCUCGGGCUAGACGGCAAAAGAAGAGUCAGAGGAGGACCAAUAGCGAGCCUACCCGGCAAACCGGCAAGAGCGCCGAGAAGCAGCAACUCGUAUCGGACCUGAAGAAGGGUGGAGUUAAGGUCAUCAACAAGGAGGGUCAGGUUACAGAUAUGAGUGGAGAGCGAGUUGGAGCAGAUGCCAAAAACAGCGCUGAUGCUUUAAAAUUGUGA